Molecule: messenger RNA, 586 nt
Organism: Eucalyptus grandis
Lineage: Eukaryota; Viridiplantae; Streptophyta; Magnoliopsida; Myrtales; Myrtaceae
Product: protein transport protein Sec61 subunit gamma
Exons: 3
Coding region: 133-342 (69 amino acids)
Biological process (GO): post-translational protein targeting to membrane, translocation; protein targeting
Cellular component (GO): Ssh1 translocon complex; membrane
Molecular function (GO): transmembrane protein transporter activity
Source: RefSeq, a predicted model, not a curated record
AUUCAACAGUCCAACUUGAAGUCCCGUCAAACGCGUCUGCCCUGCAUCUCUCUCUCUCUCUCUCUUGCAUCUCUCUCUCCAUCCCUCUCUCUCUCUCUCUCUCGCUCUCGCUAGCUCGCCGGGAACGGAAGAAUGGACGCCGUGGAUUCGGUGGUCGACCCUCUCCGGGACUUCGCCAAGGACAGCCUCUGCCUCGUCAAGCGUUGCCACAAGCCCGACCGCAAAGAGUUCACCAAGGUCGCCUUUCGCACCGCCAUUGGAUUCGUGGUCAUGGGUUUUGUUGGGUUCUUCGUGAAGCUCAUCUUCAUCCCCAUCAACAACAUCAUCGUCGGGUCCGGUUAGGAGGCGGACCUCAUAAGAAAGAAAGAUGGCGAUAUCUGCAGAAGUACAAGUCGGGAGCAAUUUUGGUUUCUUUCCGGGGUAGCAUGUUAACAAUGGAUAGUGUAAUGGUUUAAACUUCUAGGAACUGUGUCACCUACGUGUUGAGAAAAAAAAACACGUUUCAUGUUUCGGUCGCUGCUUACAUUUCUAUUAAUCGGUGAGUACUUUUUAAGAAGGUUGCGGUUUAUCUCCACAAUUCGAUCCA